Messenger RNA from Mirounga angustirostris (Northern elephant seal), 3738 nucleotides. It is a transcript of the gene SCIMP, whose product is annotated as SLP adaptor and CSK interacting membrane protein. The transcript is spliced from 5 exons. The coding region runs from base 104 to 538 and encodes 144 amino acids. The record is from RefSeq and is a predicted model, not a curated record. NCBI's taxonomy places the organism in Eukaryota, Metazoa, Chordata, Mammalia, Carnivora, Phocidae. Gene Ontology annotation, cellular component: immunological synapse; tetraspanin-enriched microdomain; membrane.
CUGCUCCAGGGUGGGCGGGAGGCCUGUGGGCGAGGAGAGCCUCCUGCUAGCUGCCUCUGAACCACCGCACUUGGGCCCCUUCUGUCCCCUCAGCCGCUCACGGAUGGACACCCUAGCAACCGAGGGCCCCACUGCGAUGGAUUGGUGGAGGGACAAUUUCUGGAUCAUCAUAGCUGUGGCCAUCAUCCUUGUCUCCUCGAGCCUGGGCCUCAUCCUGUACUGUGUCUGUAGGCAGUUGCUAGGACAGGGCAAGAAGUGGGAAGUUGCCAAGCCCUGGGUAGAAAAGCAAGGAGACGAAGAGAAGAUGUAUGAGAAUGUUAAUGAAUCGCAGGUUCAGUUACCCCCUCUGCCACCCAGGGGUUUGCUUUUUCCGGAACACACUCUCCCACAGGAAAGCCCAAGUCAGCCGCCAGCUACAUACUCACUGGUCAACAAAGUUAGAAACAAGAAGACAGCGUCCAUCCCCAGCUACAUCGAGCCCCUGGACGAUUACGACGAUGUGGAAAUCCCCGCAAAUACGGAAAAGCAGCGUUUCUGAGACAACCGUCCCUUCUUUCCCGGCAAAUUGAAGAGGGUUCGCACGGCUGUUUAAACCAACAGGGAAUGAACUGCAACAGAUCGCGGGAUCCCACAAGCCAGCGGUAAUGUGGCAGAGCUUUAGAAAAUAAACACCUCCCGAAGCUUAGAGCCAGAAGCAUCAGCAUCCAGGAACAGGGGCCGAGGCUCCGCCCCGGAGACCUAGCUGGGUCAGGCCUGGAACUACUGUCCACGGGUCCCCCCGCCCCUGGGAGGGCCUGGGUCCCGUGGCUCCCCGCCCCCACCCAUGAGAAACACUCCUCCCCUUCUCUUCUCUUGUUUGCUCUAAGUGAUGCUAAAUCUUGGUGUUUGGCUGCCGAGCCUCCAGGCUCCCGUCCCCAGCUUGGCCCCAGGGGUCCCCCCAGCUCUCCCUCCCCCCCCCACAGGGCUGUGGGCGGCCGUUCCAGCUGAGCGCUCGGUGUGUGCAAGUCACCGCAUCACACCUUGCAGGUUCUUCAAGAGUGAGUAGUGCUUUUUGUCCUUGUGAACCGUCCCCGCCUACACACACCCCAAACCCCAGAGCUCUCCAUGACGUUGGCCGGAUGGACCACAGAGAUUCAAAUUCUCACUGACUUUUUCUUGUGCUUCUCGGUGGCGUAUUGUGAUAAUCAACAAGGACAGAGGUUAAUCACCAUCUGGACCAAAGCACACACGUUCCACACAGCAGGGUCAUAUUGCAAUAUGUGUCCUGGGGGAGCCGUAGGAAAAGUAGGCUUCCCUGGGGAAAGUCAUGGGCAAGAGGAAAGAAAGGGACAAUUAAGGGCAGAUUCAAGAGGAGAGUUCCUUGCGUCAUAUUCUGUGCAAACGGCACCGAGAUCGCUGUCCCCGAGCGCAUCUGGGAGGCAGAACUCCAUAGUGUGGAGGUGCCACUGGCGAGAUACAGGGAGGGGGUCGCUGUCCUGCUACAGAAGUGACCUCAUCCCCGAGGCCUGAGUCAGCUUGGAGGCUCUGGAACUUCAUCUGUUCCUUGGCCUUGAUCUGUUGGAGGCCUCGGAUUGGCGCAUCCUAAGCAGACUGGAGAUGCGGAUUGCUAAGCAAUCCCUGGGGAAUCCAGCAAGCGCAGGCUUGCAGGGAGAGCGACGUGAACCUCAGAAAGGCCGGGAGUGACCCUUGGACUGAGCUCCUCCUCAAGAGAUGGACGGUGUGGGUCUGCUGUGUUCAAGCUUCCUCCCUCCAGGACUGCUGAACCAGUGGGGACAGGUGCUUCCUCCAGCUUCUUUCUAGAUUCCUGGCAGACCUCCAGCUUCCUGUGUUACCACUGCCUUAUGGUAGGCCAGACAGUCCUCUAACUGUGGCCUGGCAGAACUCCAGAACCCCGGGAGCCAGAGAGGACUCCCUCCCCAAGUUAUAGGGGAAAAAAAUUAGUAAGCCAAAGGACACAAGUGUUUCGGAAGUAUGCUUCCCUCUUACAAAUUGUCUGUAAAGCCUCCCCAUCUACGACAAAAGUUAGAAGCAAAUACCAGAGAGGUGUUACCUCCUCCUUGGUUUCUAGGAUGGCACCAUCUCCUGCCGGCCCACCCCCCACCCCCACCCCAAGACAACCCUUCAUCACAGGUCCUCCUCAGGCUCUUCCCGGUACCUGCCCUCAUCCCCCUUGAAACACCAGCGAGGGAUCCGUGGGCUCUGUGCCCCUCUAUUCUCAUGGCUCCAGCUGAGCCCAAUCCUCAGUCCCAGACCGGCUGCCCCCAGGACAUGCCCCCAGGACCCCCCAACAGGCCUCUCAAGCUCCACGUACCCCGAAAGGGAUGACGGCCCACCCCCAAUCCCAGACUCCCUGUGCUCUGCUACCUUCUCAGUCCCUGGAGUCAGAAACUGGCACAGUGUGCGGAGUUCUCCUCCUUCCCGGCGGCCCCGCUCUGUGACCGCGCCUCUCUGGCAGCCCCGGGUCGGGCAGCCUCCCGGCCGGUCUCCUACCACUAAUGUCUCACCCUCCGCUCCCCUUUCUAUGCGGCAGCCAGCGCUUUUCUCAAGGGGACAUCUGACUGCUCCAGUCUCCUGAGCCUCAGAAAAACCCCGAAGUCCUUAAUAUGGGUUACGAGAUUUGUCAGGAUCCGGUCCCCAGGUCUCUCCUACAAGCUUCUCCUCCCCAGCCCCUUGCAACUUCCACUCCAGCCAAAUUUUUGCUCCGAUCAUUUGAAAUGACCUGGUCUGGGGUCUCUCUGGCCCCUACGGCUAAGUACAGUGGCCUCCUGUCUGUCUAGAACAUUCUUCCCCACCUUCUCAUCUUUUCCAUCUCUGCUUAGAGCCUUUCCUCACCACCCCACACUUGAAUCUGGUGCCCUACUAGACGCUCUCCUCCCAUAGCAUUAGCACCCUGGGAUGACCUGUUUAUCUGUCUUUCUCCCCCACUAGACUGACGGCAACGUGGGGACAGGGACAGUGUCUUUCCCCCAGUGUUUUCUGUGUUCCUAGCACGGUGCCCAGGAUCUUUGUAGAUACUCAAUAAACGGCAAAUGAGUGAUCAGUUGAACGAAUGAAUGAAUGAAUGAACUUGGCCUUGUAGAAAUACAUCUCUCUCUCUGCCUUAUAAUUGCCUGGUUACUUCUCCAUCCUCUUUCUAAUCUGGGGGCUCCUUUGGGGUGGAACCUGCCUGGCUCACUGCUAUGGUCCCAGUAUCUAACACGAACUCUGGCACACAGUAGGCCCUUAAUAAACAUUUAUUGGAUGUUGCACAUUACUAGAAAACCUACCAACCAGUUCGAGAAAAGCAAAUAAGCAGUUUUUCCCUGAGCAUGUAUGAUUUGGUUGCGAUUUUACACUGGGUACCUGUAAUAAAGCCAUGUUUUUACCAGUUUGGUAAGAAAAGAAAAGAAAAGUUUUUACCAAUUUGGAUGAUAGCAUUAAAUAUAUCAAGAUUUGGCAGGGCCUUUUUGUCUAUUCUAGCCCCCUAGGGACCCCCCAAGUCAGCCGCCAGCUCCAUACUCACAGAUAAAGGUAAAAAUAAGAAGAGUUUCCAUCCCAAGCAUAUGGAGUCUCAAGGUGACCAUGAUGAUGUUGAAAUUCCUACAAAUAUCGAAGACUAUCAUUUUGAAACAAGUCCUGUUCUGUCAUCUGAACUCUUUGGAGAACUGGUGAUUUACUCAUAGUCAGUGGAUUGUAGUUUUCUUUAAAACAGUUAAGUCUGAUCUUUAUGAUACAAAUACAAUUGCUUUCAGGAAAUGC